Messenger RNA from Priceomyces carsonii, 2760 nucleotides. RefSeq lists its product as uncharacterized. The record is from RefSeq and is a predicted model, not a curated record. The coding region runs from base 1 to 2760 and encodes 919 amino acids. Lineage: Eukaryota; Fungi; Ascomycota; Pichiomycetes; Serinales; Debaryomycetaceae. The transcript has a single exon.
AUGCGAUCAUUCAUUAAGUCUCAUAGGAAGAAUGAGUCCACAGGAUCUGAAUCUCAAAUUUGGGAACUUGACAGACCACCUGUGCUUGACCAUUCCCAAAGUACCCCAGUUUCAUCGCCAAAUGUUAGACAAAGUAAUCAAUUCACUCCUCCAGCCAUACUGAACGGCAACAGCACAAGCUUGAGCUCACCCAAGAAACUACUAACGCCCAUACGGAAUCUAUUUUCUGCGUCCAACAAUCGUUUGAAGCUGUCUAAAAAUAUAUCGAACACAAAUGAAGCAUUUAAUAUAGGAAUAACAAGAGAUAUUCCAACAACUCAGGGGAUUUAUGAAAAUGGCUCUCCCAGAAGAUUUAAUGGAAGAGAUCAUAUAAGAGGCGAUAUGCCUUUAUCAGAAAGCCAUGAUGAUACACCAGUUCUGCGUUUGCAUAGAUCUACAGGAAUGAUUUCGAUGUCAAGUUCCAGUGCAGUAAAUGAUAAUUCCGAGCCAAAGGGGCUAAAGAGCUCUCCGUUCAUCAAGAAUUCCUCAAAGAAGCUAUUAGGAUCAAGUUUUAAUGGCAUUUCAGCAGAAUUAGAACCGUCAAGCAGCUCUCUCAGGAAGACUACAAACAGACAGGUUUCUUUCUCUCAAGAAUCACCUCGAGCGUUGAAUGAUACAAAGCAUCGCGACGACUUUGAUCAAUGGGAUGAUAUUACGAGUGACUCUUCUUCUCAAUUUUCGUUCGUUGAGGAUAGAAAAGGAGGAAGAAACACUUCAGUCAAGUAUUAUAAAACAAUAAGUCAAAACAAAAGACGUCUCGAAGACGGAGUGUCUAAGCUGAACUUAUUUAAUGAGCAAGAUUUAGGCUAUGAAAUUGAUGAGUUCUCAGAUUAUGAUUAUGAAAACAACGGCAUAGGCGAUGAUAUAACUGAUGGGGAAGAGGAAGUUGAUGAAGAAAUCCAAUAUAAUAUUAUAUUUGGAAAUGAAGAACUAGAAAGAAAUAAUGACUCUCAGAUGGACUCCGAGAUGUUGGGUGUGCUGCUAGAUAUUUCUUCAUCAGGGUCUUCUAGUGUGAAACCUCGACGGGAAUGUAAUAGGGCAAGAAAAAGCCACGACAUAAAAGUAUUCAAUAAUUCUUUUCACUUGUCAAUGGAGAACUUUAACUUUAAAGGAACUAGUGCACAGAAUGAGAUCAAAGAAGAAUCAAAAUCUGAUGAUGCUUUGGAAAAUUAUUUUGUCAGCAGUGACCUGUCAUCUUUUAUUUCUGUUAAUAGUACUCAGACAGAACCCAAAGAUUUCAAGUCGCCCGGGGCCAAUUCCGAAUGCUUGAAUCUUUAUGAUAUUAGUUCACCGAUUAUAAAUGGGCUAACAUUUGGAUCCAAUUUGAGACAUAGAUUAGGACACGUUCAAAGUGAUGCAAAGAACUCUCAUUUAUUCAUACAUCGUCCUAACUCUUCGAUUCAAGACUUCAAGGCUACUUCUUGUGAAAAUAAUAGUUUUAAACAUAAUGAAAGGAAUAUUUCUAAACUAAGAUGUUUAAAGAGCUUUCAUAGUUCUAUAAGUGAUGAGUUUGACUCCAAAAUUUCUGACAAAGUUUUAGAAUUUCAAAAUUUCAAUGAUAAAUAUAAUGAAGAUGUAAAUGAAUGGAAAUUAGGAUUAGGAAUAGAUAUGAAUAAAGACACAUAUGGGGUCUCUGAGAGACCGUUGCCUCUUUCACCAAUGGCCACGGGACAAGAUGCUUCAAUCGAAUCCACUUUCCAGAAUACAGACGAAUCGGAAUCAAAUGCUACGAGGAAAUCUAAGAUCGAACAGCAAGCCAAAAAUACAGACAAAAGUCAUAGGCUUUCAGUCCUAGAGAUGAUGAACACUUUGAGCGCUCUAGAGAAAGAAGACUCAUUUCUGGAAGCUAAAUCAUCGUCUGGUCAAAGCAAAGAGAAUAGAAAAUCAAUAAUUGAUAUGAUGGCUACUCUUCAGACCUUGGAGUCUGGAAGUAAUUCAGUAAUAACUCAGAAGCAUUGUGCGAAAGACAGUAAUGAAAACAACUCGUCGGCUUACGGGGUAACACCCAACGUUGGUGGUCAAAGGGUUUCAUCGAAGCAGCGAUCGAAAGAUCCUCGUCAAAGACUCAUAAAUGAUGAACGUAAAAGGUAUUCUUGGUUCAGUAAUGAUGAAGCCGACAAUUUUAAAGUCGGCGCCAAUACGUCGAAUGAUUAUCUCGGGCUUAUUGAAGAUUCAGCCACAAGUGAUAUCGGCGCUAAUAUGAAAUCAUCUCUUGAGGUCAGUACUCUGGGUAAUGCCAUUAGUAAUUCUACGAUUGAAGAUGAUUUAAUCGAUGAAAUUAACCAAUUACCUGAAGAUUUUAAUUUUGAAGAGCAUGAAUAUGAAAACCGAUUUUUGAAGUCUAAUAAUGUCAAUGGAUUUAUGAGGUCAAAUUCAUAUAAUAAAAAGCCAGCAAAGACUAUAGUUGAUAAUACAGCUUAUCAGACCAACAAGAUCGAGAUCUCAAACAAGACCGUUACAUUUUAUCGGACAAAUAGUUCAGGCAAGUCAUCAGAUACUAGCAGAAGUCGCAGUUUAAGCAGAGGACCUUCAAAUCGUUCUAUUAAUUCAUUUACAUCGGUCAAUGAAGAAGAGCAGGAGACUGAUACUUUGGAGCUUGAUACAAAUACCACAUUAUCUCCAAAGCUCAUAAAUAUGUACGACAGAACUGGAGAUCCAUUUUUUAAAAGCUCCUACAAUCUAACUACAAUUUCAGAAUCUGAUAGUCCUGGAUUUAAAUAG